AUGAAGGUCCUUCACUUGAUCUACCUCGGCUUUGUUGCCGGUACAUAUGCCGCUGCCAUCGGAAACUUCAAAAACUCGACUGAGCACCUCGACACGGACAAUACCGACACUGACGUCGAUGACUGGCAUCAUGAGGAGGUAGUUGCCGGUGAAUUCACAUUCACCAAGAAACGCAGCCCGACCUUGGAGACCAGAUUUGUACGUUACUACGGCAUAGUCCCGUCCAUUUACUGA
Molecule: messenger RNA, 234 nt
Organism: Aspergillus affinis
Lineage: Eukaryota; Fungi; Ascomycota; Eurotiomycetes; Eurotiales; Aspergillaceae
Exons: 2
Coding region: 1-234 (77 amino acids)
Source: RefSeq, a predicted model, not a curated record